AUGGAGGCUGAUCUCCCAGCUCUUCCCAGUAAUUUAUGUGGUGAAACAUUUAGCCAUGUUUUUGGCACCAAAUCGUCUGCCUUGGAAUUAUUUCUACUUGACCGACGCAUCAGAGGCCCAGGAUGGCUUGAUGUUAAGUUCCCUCAGUUGCCUUCUGCAGCUGUUUCUUGGUGUAAAAUAGAGGCAGUAUCUGUUAAACCAGACUAUGUGACACCUGUAAUAGGCUUGGCCAUGCCUCCACUGGUAGUGAUGUCUUUAUGUAUGCGAACAACUGUAAAUCCCAAGAACUAUCAGCAUGAAAUUACAAUGGUUUCAUGUCUUGUACAUCAUGAGUUUCCUCUUGAUCGAGCUCCGCCACAGCCUCCAUUUCAGUCACAUUUCUGCGCAAUGACACAUCCAGUAGAUGUUACUUGGCCUUGGAAUCUGAAAGAUGCCCUCAUCAGACACCGCACUAAAAUUGAAAAGAGUGAUUCUGAAAGAGCUCUUUUGGGAUACCUGCUUGCUAAAAUUCACAAGAUAGAUCCGGAUAUUGUUGUAGGUCAUGACAUUUUUGAGUUUGACCUGUGUGUGCUACUUCACCGUCUCGCUAUUACUAAGGUUCCUCACUGGUCUCGUAUUGGUCGACUAAAGCGAACACAGAUGCCCAAGUUCACGGUAAAAGGAUUUGCAGAAAGAACGGCAGUGUGUGGCCGUCUUAUAUGUGACUUGAAAAUCUCCUCCAAAGAACUUAUUAGAGCCAAGAGUUAUGAACUGGGACCAUUGGUCUCACAAGUACUUCAUGUGCCUGAGAAUCACCUCAAAUGCUUGACUGUAGAGGAAGUUAAAAAGAUGUUUGGAUCAUCAGCAAGUUUACUUCAGCUAGUAUCACUCACCAUGCAGGAUGCUUUGUAUGUUCUUCGACUCAUGUGUGAGCUAAAUGUGCUACCUUUAGCCCUUCAGAUAACAAAUAUUGCUGGAAAUGUAAUGUCACGUACUCUCCUUGGUGGUCGGUCAGAGAGGAAUGAGCUGCUUCUGCUCCAUGCUUUUGCUGAAAAGAACUUCAUUGUUCCUGAUAAGCAAUUUAACAAAGCAAACCAAAAGGUUUCAAACGACAUUGGGAUUGAUGAAGAGGAAGGUGGGGGUAAUAAAAGAGGAAAGGCUCGGCGAAAACCAGCAUACACUGGAGGUUUAGUGUUGGAACCCAAAAGAGGUUUCUAUGACAAGUAUAUUUUGUUAAUGGACUUCAACUCCCUAUACCCAAGUAUCAUCCAGGAAUAUAAUAUUUGCUUUACUACAGUGAAGCGGAUGAACAGAAAGGAUGAAGAAGAGAUGCCAGCUCUGCCAGAUCCAGAGGAAGAGCCUGGAGUUUUGCCAACAGAGAUUAGGAAGCUUGUAGAGAGCAGGAAGCAAGUCAAGCAGAUGAUGAAGCAGACAGAUUUAUCUGCUGAUUUGAAACUUCAGUAUGACAUUCGUCAAAAGGCUUUGAAAUUGACUGCAAACAGUAUGUAUGGAUGUCUUGGGUUCUCUCACUCCCGAUUCUUUGCUCGUCAUCUUGCAGCUCUUGUCACAG
This is a messenger RNA of Cherax quadricarinatus, 1549 nucleotides long. NCBI's taxonomy places the organism in Eukaryota, Metazoa, Arthropoda, Malacostraca, Decapoda, Parastacidae. The record is from RefSeq and is a predicted model, not a curated record.